AUGACCAACGCUGAGGUCUCGGCGUCUGUACCAACAUAUGAAGAUGGAGAUGAAUGGAAGUUGUCAUUGUCGAAGUCAACUGAAGAGGAAAGGCAAAGACAAAAAAAGCCUCGGAUCAUUCGUGCAAGUGGAAGAUUGACCACGACUUUGGAUAUUGACCAUGGCAUACUUGUUAUUAUUUUUACAGAGAUUCAGCGCCAGAUCCCAUUGAGCUCAAGUGCCAGUCGAAAAUAUGAUUUCAGAGUGGAUGUAGCAUACCACCAUAGGGCGAUCAUGCCAUCCAAGAUUCAGCGCCAGAUCCCAUUGAGCUCAAGUGCCAGUCGAAAAUAUGAUUUCAGAGUGGAUGUAGCAUACCACCAUAGGGCGAUCAUGCCAUCCAAGAGCCUGAUGGGACCCAAGCACACUAUUAGUUUCAGGACAGGGGCAAUUCUCUACCGAUGA
Melampsora larici-populina 98AG31 is the source of this 441-nucleotide messenger RNA. RefSeq lists its product as uncharacterized. Bases 1 to 441 code for a protein of 146 amino acids. The record is from RefSeq and is a predicted model, not a curated record. The transcript is spliced from 4 exons. NCBI's taxonomy places the organism in Eukaryota, Fungi, Basidiomycota, Pucciniomycetes, Pucciniales, Melampsoraceae.